This is a messenger RNA of Closterium sp. Naga37s-1, 1159 nucleotides long. The record is from the annotation of a GenBank genome assembly. Lineage: Eukaryota; Viridiplantae; Streptophyta; Zygnematophyceae; Desmidiales; Closteriaceae.
CAGUCUAUUCAACAAAGGCAGCGUAUGGAGACAACACAGUGACUGAAACAGCCAGCAGGAAGGUCAAUCCCAGGAUUGCGCUCGAAACCCCCGCAGCGUACGAGGAUGGGGAAGAGAAGGUUGCAGACAGCACGGUGGAGGAAACAGCGAGCAGGAAGGUUAUAACAAGGAUUGUGCAAGAGACCCCCACAGUGUACGGGGAUGGGGAAGAGAAGGUUGCAGACAACAUGAUGGUGGAAACAGCCAGCAGGAGGGUCAAUGCGAGGGUUGCGCAAGAGACCAGUGGCGUUACCACAACGGUGUUGCUGGGUGCGGCGCGGUUGAGCUUCAGCAAGCAGCGCUGCAUGAGCGUUGGCAAGAAGGCGGGGCGGAAGAGCGUGAAAGUGUGGUGGAACGGCCGUGGGGGCUCGAGCAGCGUGGGUUCGGGUGGCGAGGCGACAGGUGUCGCGUGCUCACAGGUCAAGUUUUUUGGGAAACGCGGCUGCCAGGGCAAGGUGGUGGAUAGCAUGGUCAACCCGGGCACAACUGACGCCAUGUUCCCCAGCAGCGAGAAGAAGCUUCGCAAGGGGGCUUCAGUGGCUUCUGUCCAGUGCGAUGUCCCCGAACAGCAGCAGGAGGAGGAAGAGACUCCGCCAGAGGUUAUCAGAGGGUGUGAUUCCGAAGACCCUGCGUGUGACGCGUUGGGCUGUGGGCCUGGUGGCAAAUGUGAGGUGGAUCAAAACGGAGAGCGCUACUGCAAGUGGGACUCACCCUGUGGCAUCUGCCCCGCUGGAGCCACCUGCAAGACCGUGCCUGCCAAGUACUACCCGUCGGUGCCGGUGCCUUACUGCGCAUGCCCUCAAGGCUCUGGGAUAACCGAGACCAAGUGUGUUGCGGGUUGGGCUUCCGAGGUCUCUUCAUACAGCAUAACUGUAAUCGCAAAUCCAACAGCCAAGGACAGUUCAUCCCAGCCCUACACCUUACGCCUCAACCUGAGUGACUGCACUCAACUCCCAGUUGCAGUAGCUGGCCAGUACAGGACAAUAUACAGUGUUGAAAACACUGAUGAUGCUCCGAAAUGUGCCAGUAUCGAGUAUUUCUCAACUGAUAACUGUGAAGACGAUCCUGUCCGUGGAGGCCCCUUUGCAACCCCGCCGCCGUUUGUUGCAUAUUUUGAACC